This is a messenger RNA of Musa acuminata AAA Group (dessert banana), 2551 nucleotides long. RefSeq lists its product as uncharacterized. The transcript has 3 exons. The record is from RefSeq and is a predicted model, not a curated record. Bases 771 to 1322 code for a protein of 183 amino acids. Lineage: Eukaryota; Viridiplantae; Streptophyta; Magnoliopsida; Zingiberales; Musaceae.
UGAAGAGGUAUUCUGCUUUCAUAAUCAAUUUUUCAGUUCAUCUGUUUUACGUGUUCUCUUUUGUUUGCAAUUCUCGAAUGAAAGAUGAUGAUAUAUUGUCUUCUUUUUUGUACAAAAUUUAAACGAGUAGAGCACAUAUCUUUGAGAAUUCAUUUUCUUGAAAUAGAUGUCGCGUGGUCUUGCAAUUUUCUUUAUACUACAUCAUGGUUUAGAUGUUCAAUAUGAUCACGGAACAGACGUUGGAAGCCAUCUGAUACCAGUAGGAAGUAUGGAUAAAGAUAAAGGAUUUCUUUUAAUAUAAAAUGGAUAUUUCUGACCCAUAUUUAUGAGAUGAUAAAACAUGCGGAAAGCUAUUAUACUUACGGAACGGGCUUAUUGGGAAUGGACAUGGAAAAUUUACUAUUGAGUAGAAAAUAUUGUAAUAUCUCCAAUUAAUUUUGGCAUCAAAACUAGUUUAUCGCUUGUAUUGGACAUAUAGAUUAUUCCGUAAUGAUUCCGUAAUCAAAUUAAAAGAUUAUUUCUCUUAAUUAAUAUUCUAACCUUUGUUUGACUAUCAUUAGCUGGUCAAGGGAGAUUAGGAUUUGCAUUAGUCCCUAAUUAAUGUUUGAUGAGUCAAUUCUUAUCGAUCUUUCAUAUUCCAAUCGGGCUUUGGAAUUGGAUUUGGCUUCCAAAUCCCUACCCGUAAUUUAUCUUAAAUCGCAAUUCCAAUGUUAAUACACGCACCUCAGUACUCGCAUCGAACCGUUGAUUCCCUCUAGCAGACGGUCGAGAUGAGUGGUGAAGCACAGGUCCCACGACCGCGGUCCGAUCGCCGAUCGCCGAUCUCACGCUUCCCGCCGUCGGUUACCAUACAUCGCCUCGCUCUCUCUCAUCGCCGCACCUUUUGCCUCUUUUUUCCCUCCUAUUUCUGUUCUUGGGCGACUCUUCGGCUCUUCCUGUGGCGGCCAAGUAGUUUGGUGGGGUUUGAAGCUGUGAUUGAGCUCAUGCCAAGCAGUAGGAUGGUGACGAACUUUGGGAGGUUCCUCGAGCGCAAAGAAAGCGACGCCGGAGAAGAGGUGCUUGGAAAAGUAGGGUUCAACUGCCCCAUCUUUCUCACCUUGAUCCACCACAGCUUUAGCUGGGUAUCAAUGAUCAUCUCCGAGGCCUUCUCCCUCUUGCCAACCUCACUUCGUCCCAAGUCAAACCCAAUCUGUUCCCUGCUGGCUCUUGGCAUUGUGAUGUCCCUUUCUGAUGGCCUUGCUAAUGUCGGCUCCAAAUAUAACAGCAUGGGUUUCUAUCAGAUGGAUGAGAUUGCUGUGUCACCGACAAUUGUUCUAGCUUAAUCGAUGCCGUUCAUCCAGACAUGGGCAAACUUCCCACGUUGUUCUUGGACAAUCUAAAACAUGCGUUAUCCAUGUUUGAGGAUUCCUUCUUUUCAAUUCUAAUCCAGGCAUCACUAGCACCAAUGGAGCUAUCACAGCUCUCGGAGGGAUGUGAUUGUAUACAAACACCUCAACCUGUUAGGUUCUCAUCAACAAGAACCCAAGUCGGCAACAUGGCAAUUGGCAUAUCUUGGGCAAAAUAUGGUCUUAAUAAGGGGAAGUGUUUUGACUAACAUGGUGGAGAUAAUGCCGCCACUGAAGCAGUCUAAGAAGUCCAAACGUAUUCUGCGCACUGGGUGAGCUCUCACGAAAACAAGCAAGCUUACUGAAAGAGUAAGUCAUACUAUUAGGGAAUAACAACUUUUUGAGUUUUGUAAAGUUUCUCGAGUUACUACUUGCGGAGGUACUACUAACACAAUAGCAGAUGUAGAUUCUCUUGUCAUAUAUCAAAUUGGAUUUUCCUUUAGAAGUUGAACAUAUCUGCUUUAGCAGAUGGUUUCUAUGUUUCUCCCCAUCUGUGAAUUUUCAUUCUUGCAUAUUCUUCUUGAGGGAAUAGGAAUCCUGCAAAUAACAUAACAAUUUGUGAUAUAUAUAACUUCUCAUUCACACAUGAAAAUAGUUAAUUUGAAUGCUUUCGACCUCUGCUCCUAUGAUAUGGUCCACUGAAUGCAAUAAUUUUGACAGUUUUCUUCUCGAUUGUACUUAGCAGAACUGCAGUGCAGAUAACAACAGUAUGACUCCUUCAACUCAUGUCUAUUGCUUGUUAUUUUGUCUUCAACUGACCUUUUACUCAUCAACAUUUAGUCUUUUGCUGAUUGCAACCAUGUGUGUUUGUUGAUGGCUCACCUUUUUCGUGUCGCUCAAUUAUGAAUCGUAGCCGGUGAACCUCUUUUUCAAGUUGCAUCUGCUCCAGAAUUCUAAUCUUCCUUUUGUGUUGGGUUAUCCGAAUGAAGAAUCCAAACAAGUUUCUAAUGGUUUCCUCUGGUUGCUAUGAGCACAAGGCAUUUUUGUCAGGUAGGUAUCCUUCUUGAGGAUCUACAAAAUAUUUUCUCUAUCAUUUCACUUGCUAUUACUUAAUUGUUUUACAGCAUUGAGUCCUACUAAUCUGAUACUGUGUUUAGCAUCUGCCAUUGCUAUCAUUUCAACUUGAAAUAAUUUAGAGCUUACCAUAAGUCAUCUCUUACCAACUG